Messenger RNA from Rotaria sp. Silwood2, 1905 nucleotides. The record is from the annotation of a GenBank genome assembly. NCBI's taxonomy places the organism in Eukaryota, Metazoa, Rotifera, Eurotatoria, Philodinida, Philodinidae.
AUGGUAACAAUAAUGUUGCUAUUUUUCUUAUUAUUUUUUCCAACAGUCUUCUGUUAUACCGAUGAAUCAAUCAAUUUACUUCUUCGUUCAACAUCUUCGACAUCGAAUAUUCAUCGUUAUUGUAUUGAACUUGCUAAAUUACCAAAUAAUCGUACAAUAGAUAUAAAAAAUUUUAGUUGGUAUUCACCAUAUCUAUCAUCACCAUCUUUUAAUGCUUGUAAUAUAUCAAAUCUUAAUAAUUCUUUACCUGAAUUAUUACCAUCAAAUACAAUUCUUAUUAUUUAUGAACAUGAUUGUAAAAUGACUGAACAUGCAUGGAAUAUUGAAAAACGUUUUGGACAAAAAAUUUCUUUAAUGAUAAUAACAAAUCGAACAAAUGCUCGUUAUGAAUUAUCAUAUAAUACAACAACAAUGCCUGUUACAAUUCCAGUAUUAAUUUUUUUGACAAAUGAUUUUAUUAAAAUGAAUAAUAAAUAUGAAAAUUUAAGUAAUAUUGAAUUAUCAAUUGAUUAUCCAUUUAUGAUGACGAGAAAAUUUCGUCCAUCUAUAUUAUUAAUGUUUCUAUUAGUAUUAAUUAUUUUACUUUGUGGUAAUUUUUGGGCAGCUGAUGAAUUUAAAAAUAAAAUAAAAAAACAGAAUAUCGAUACAAAUCAUGAAUUAUCUAAUUUAAAUACAACAUCAUUUACAAAUGAUAGAGUAACAUCGAAAAUAUUAGUUAAACAAAAUUCUAUUGUACCAAAUGAAGCAUUAGAUAAUAAUGAACCAGCAGUGCUUCCUAUGACUUGUUGUGUUAUUAUAUUUAUUAUUUGUUUUGCUGUUGGUUGGCUUUUAUUACUUUAUUAUUUUCCAAAAGUGAUGAUAUAUAUAUUACAAGUUAUAUUUUGCAUUGGUGCAUUUUCAUCUUUAACAUCAUGUUUCGAUCGUUUAAGUUAUUUCGUACCAUAUAUUCGUCGGUAUUCAACACCAUCGCAUACAAUUCGUAAACCAUGUGUCUGUCAAUUAGGUUCAUUAAAUAUGUUUACAUUAUUUGCAAUGUCUAUAUCAUUAACACUUGUAAUUAUUUGGUAUGUAUAUCGUCAUACUGAUUGGGCUUGGAUUUUACAAAAUAUACUUGGCGCAGGAAUUUGUAUUACAGUUACGUCUGUUUAUCGACUUGGCAAUAUGCGUGCAAUUACAAUUAUCUUACUUGCAUUUUUUCUCUAUGAUAUAUUUUUUGUUUUUAUUACACCAUAUAUUCCAAUAUUUCAACAAUCAUCAAAUCCUUCAAACUCUAGUAGUACUACAACGGUAAGACCAUCAAUUGGAUCAUCAUCAUCAUCAUCAAAUACUUAUACAAUAUCUCGAAAACCAAUACGAAAUCCAUCUGUUAUGGAACAAGUUGCUUUAGGUAUUGGAACAAAUGGUGAAGUUGUACCACUUUUAUUUAUUUUACCUGCAUUUAUACCUGAAAAUGAAGUUGAUCCAUGUGCUACAAUACAAAAAUCAAUGCUCGGUUAUGGUGAUAUCAUUUUACCGGGUAUUUUAUUGACAUUUUGUAAAAUAUUUGAUAUAGCUAGUAAUAAUCGUUGGCCUAUUUAUUAUAUUCAAUCAAUAAUAUCUUAUUUUAUCGGUUUAUCUUUAACUCAUGUUGCACUUUAUUUAAUGAAUACAGCCCAACCAGCAUUACUUUAUCUUGUACCAUGUUUACUUUUAUCAACAAUUAUUACUGGUUUAUGUCGUCGAGAAUUAAAAGAACUUUAUACAGGUAAACGAAUACAAUUAUUACUUCAUGAAACUACACAAAAUCGUAGAUCAUCAUUACAUAAUGGUAUUGACAAUCCAAUUGGACAACAAAUAAAUGAUGAAACAUCCUUAAGUGAUACUGUUAUUGGUAUUAAUGAUAAAACUAAUGUUGAUCAUCAUUAA